CCGCCCCGCGGCUGGCCGCUGGCUCGGCGGCGCGGCAGGUGCCAGGAGCCGCCGUGGCCCCGCCCCCUCGCCCCUGUCUGAGGGCGGAGGCGUCGCGGCGGCAGGAGCCGGUGGAGUGGCCGCGGUUGCCGGGGGCAGUUGGCUGCGGGCCCCGCCGCUCGCCGUCUCCUGCCGCCUCUCCCCCCUUCCCGCAGCGCGCCCGGGGGCACUCGGGGGAGAGCGAGGAGAGAAGGCGAGACGCCGACCCUCUGGCGGCAUGAGCCGGCCUCACCGCGGGGCUGCGGGCAGCCGGGGCCUGGGCACCAUGGAGGUGAAGAGCAAGUUUGGAGCAGAAUUUCGACGAUUUUCUCUGGAGAGGUCCAAACCUGGAAAGUUUGAAGAGUUCUAUGGAUUAUUGCAGCAUGUACACAAGAUACCGAAUGUUGAUGUUCUAGUGGGAUAUACGGACAUUCAUGGGGACCUGCUGCCUAUCAAUAAUGAUGACAAUUAUCAUAAAGCUGUUUCCACAGCCAAUCCUCUACUCAGGAUUUUCAUUCAGAGAAAAGAAGAUGCAGACUACAGUGCCUUUGGUACGGAUACUAUGACGAGGAAGAAAAAUGUCUUAUCAAAUGUUUUACGUCCAGAUAAUCACAAGAAGAAACCACACAUUGUCAUUAGCAUGCCACAAGACUUCAGACCAGUGUCUUCUAUUAUAGAUGUAGAUAUUCUUCCAGAAACCCACCGUAGGGUACGACUUUACAAAUAUGGAACCGACAAACCCCUUGGAUUCUAUAUACGAGACGGCUCUAGUGUCAGAGUGACGCCACAUGGAUUAGAGAAAGUUCCAGGGAUUUUCAUAUCUAGGCUUGUCCCUGGAGGCCUGGCUCAAAGCACAGGUUUAUUGGCUGUCAAUGAUGAAGUACUGGAGGUGAAUGGAAUAGAGGUUUCAGGAAAAAGCCUUGAUCAGGUUACAGACAUGAUGAUUGCAAACAGCCGUAAUCUGAUCAUUACAGUAAGACCAGCAAACCAGAGAAAUAAUGUUGUGAGGAACAGUCGGACUUCUGGCAGCUCUGGUCAGUCUACUGAAUCUAGUCUUCCAAGUAGCACGCCAAAUAUUUUAACAAAUUUCUUGCAAGAAGAGGAGAGUGAUGAAGAGGACAUUGUUAUUGAAGACAGCGGUGAGCCACAACAGAUUCCAAAAGCUGCACCUACCAGCGAAAGCCUAGAGUCAUUGACACAAAUUGAACUCCUUCAUGAAUCAGCACAAAAUGGAUUCCUUCCUUCCAGUGAGAUGAACUUGAAUCAUUCAGCAGGCAAUGUUAGCAUGGAAUAUGAAGUACAAGAUGCAGAUCAUAAGUCAUUAGAAGAAGAUGGAACUAUAAUAACACUAUGAAAUUACAUUGGUGUACUUUGUAUUAAGUAAGGAUGCCAUACAUGUUUCAAUUUGGCUUAAUAUGUAAUACAUUUUAUACCUCUCCGUCUAUCAAGCACUGCAGUUAGAUUAAAAGGAGGGAAAAAAGUAAAUACAAGAAGUUCAAAAUUAUGUAAGUUGACUUAACUUCAGUUGAUUCUGCACUUCAAUGUAAAUACUUCACAAAGAUGGAAGCUAAUUAAUAACACUGCAACUGAAUGAGGAAAAUUUAAAUUGCAAAUGAAGGAUAGCUAAGAGAUGGCUGUGAGUUUUUUUUUUAAAGGUACUUGAUUUUUUUUAAAAUGCAGAAUACUACUGGUUCUAUAGAAGUACACUUGCAUUAUUAUGUGAGGUUGACUAAUGUACUGUGGUUUCAUGUUCAUCUGAAGUGCUGCUUACGUAUGAUGGGGCUGCUUUAGCCACUUCAUUCCUGUUCUGGACUGCUGUUUAGCUGGUAAAGCUGUUUGUGUAUUUGAGGAAACUGAAAAGUAAGCAUGAGGUGGGGUGGGAAGAGAUGUUUGUGGUUGGUCUAGUUCCCUGACUGACACAUUGAGCAAUAGGGAUAUGUGAUAGUGAUCAGCAACUUGACAACAGUCAGGUUUUGAAGGUGGGGGCUUCUGAAGUUGACUGUUCCUUUGUGAGUGAAUGUGCAACCACAGGCUCAUUAGUCAUGCACCUUUACGGUUUUUAAUGGCCAGGUAAGCUUACUUUUAAUGACUAUGAUUUUGAAAUUCAAAUGGGAAAGUCUUAACACUUAUGCAUCAAAGACCUGUUCUCACUUUAGUUUGCAGUAGUUAAGGAAAUAAUUGGAUUUAGUUGCUAAUGCCAGUAAAUUUCAAAAAAAAAUCAAAUGUAAACAUAAUGCUAUGGAAAUAACGUAAUCUGUUAAAAUCGCAGUCCUAGUAGAAGCUGUAAAGGUUUCUACUAGCAAAGGUUUGUUGUAGUGAGUCUGAAUUACCUAAGAAGUGACUUUCUUCAAACCCAAACAAGGUAGAACAGCUUAAAUCAGGUUAAAUCCCUGAAUUAAAAAAAGUUUUAAGUCAGAAUGAGCCUUUAAUAGAACUUGCUUGAGCCAUGUGAUACUAAAUUGUUCAUCAAAAUGGACAAAACUGUAAAUCUUGAUCUUUGUACCACUGGCUGGGUGUUUUGGAUAUUACGAAGUUGCUAUAUGUAAAACAGAACAUUGAUGACAAGUCCUGAUACUGCAAGUGCGUAAGUAUGCGUGUAAUCAGCUGCAAACUUCCUAGGAGAAUUGCAGGGAGAGGCUUCUAGUGUUAUUUUUCUCCUUUUCCCUUUUAGUAUUUCCUGCUCUACCACUUUGGUACAGUUCCCUGCCUGACCUGACCCUUCUCUGGGAACGUAAGUUGUGGCAGGAAAAUGAGAUGGGGACUAAUAGGAUUGGGGAGAAGGAUGGAUGGAGCGUCUCACCAGGGGUCCAGUAGUCUGUCAGCCUCUAAGGAGGAAGUAGGAUGCUACCAGUUCUGUACUGUGGUGCUGUGCUUAGCAGAGCCAGCAGUCUAGGUUCUUGGAAGCGUGUUCUGCCCUGUGGGGAGAUAUGAACAGGAAAGGAGACUAACCCCUUUCUUAUUUUCCCCUCAAUCUAUCUUGAGGAAACAUCUACCUCUGGUAACUUUACUAACAAGAGACUAACUGUAAGUUUAAUAUUAAGGCAUCUGUGAAAGUCUUUCUAGGCUAUCAGAGGCUAAAACUGUAUUUCUUUAAGAUUCUUGUAAUGAUGUAAACAAAAUUGCUUCUGAAAUUACAGCUGUUUAAUUUUACUAAAUGCAAAUUUUAAAUUCACAUCUCAUGAGCAGCGGCAUUUUCAAGCUUUCAAUACCAUUGGAAUUCCAAGUCUCAUAGAUGUCAAGAAAGCAUUCAUGCCCAUUUUGACUUCUGAAGAGUUAGCAUAACAGACAAUGGUACUCUGCAAAUACAGGUUAGAGGUCUGCUUCAUCAGAUUUAUUUAUGGCUUCUUCAGUGUGCAUGUGGAGAGGCCCUGGAAUCUCUUCCAAUGUGAGCAAGAAUUUUGAAGGAUAUUACCAGUUUUGCUUAUAAUUACUAAAAAUGAAGUAACUACAUCCACUUAUUGUGAAAUGAGGAAAAUAAGUGUUUAUUCUGCAACAUGUAGACUGUAAAUAUACAUGUUGUCUGUCAGUGCUGCUCUACACUUCCUUUAUUUAAGGAAGAUUGUUUACUUCAAAAUGUCUUUUUAUUUUCCUUUAACAAAACUUUCCUUCCUAUAUGAAAUCAUCAGUGGAGGGUGACUUUCAUUUAUUAUGCUAGUUUGCACUUCUGUGCCUUUUGUUUACUUGAAUGUAUUGUGAAUAAUCAAAGGAAUAAAGGCACUUGGUUGAGAAGAGGAAUGAGGUCCACAGAUACAGAAAAUGAACUGGUAGUGCGCUUAAUAACGGUGUAAUGUUUUCAGUCAGCAGAAAUACGUUAUGGGCCUAACGUUGUACAUGAGUAUUUUGCAGCUUGGAUAGUAGCUCUGAGCUAUUAACUUGCACAGGAGGGCUGAGUCCAAGAAUGCUGGUGUUGCAAGGUAACAUAUUGCUUAGGUACAAACACACAAGGUUAGUGUGCCACCAAACUCUACUUAAAAGAGAUGCAUGAAUAUUUUGAAUAUAUAUGCCAGUAUUAAGGGCUUGCAGAAAUUCACCUAGGGUCCUACUCUAAAUUGCAUGAGAAUUCAUCUCUUGGGACCUUCCUACAAACUGAUUAAUCUAAAUGUGAGGUUAUAUAACUUUUGACACGCAUCACGUUCUGAUUUACAGAAGUUUAGUAACUUGUAGUAAAACUAAGCAUUUGGUGGGACUUGGUAAAACCAUCAAAGAACGAACCUAAAAAUGGGUUUUUAAAAGUGUGUAUUUACAGUUAUGACGACAGACUGCACAGCAUGUAAUUGCUUAAUGCUGCAGUUACCAUAAAGUUUCUAAAGUUCUUCCAUAUCUUACUAAAUGCAUACACUGUUAAUUAUGAAGUACUUUUAAAUUGUUGCUUCAGGAUGAUCAAUGGUUGAUUAUGAGUGGCUAAACUUAAUUUUAUAUAUAAAUGAUACUGGGGUUCAGUAUAAGGUUUUUUUUAAAAUAUGCUGAUAUUGUUAGCCUUUCAUUCACUACCUCCUAAAUUUUUAACAUCUUUACGGUUUUCUCCCUGGAAGAAAAUACUUAAAGGCUUGACUGUUUUAUAUAGAUUUUAUCUUUAGCUAAAGAAAGACAAAAUCCAAAAGUGAUAGUGAGGAUGCUACGCAUGAUUGACAAUAUUACGCUGCUAUUAAUGUAAUCUUUGUGUAUUAAGUAUUCUGUAUAUGUAAAUUGUAUUUUCAAUCCAGUUUUUAUAAAUUAAUUUAUAAAUAUCCAAAUUAUUUCAAAAUGGAAUGGAAAACUAAAAUUCCUUUGACUAGUGUUAUAUGUUGUGUACCUGCACAGUGGGGGGACAAGUCAUUCCUUACUUAUGACUGGGACAUUUAAGUGCACCUUAAUAGGAAAAAGAACACAUUCUUAACAGAAUUAAGAUGCAUUUACUUUGAAGUUCUGCUAUGGUACUGGAAAAGUCAAGCCUAACUGUGAAUAUGUUUUUUUCCACAGCUGAAUUAAAUUUAGGACAAUGUUCUCACAAGCUGUCUUUAACAUGUGUAUUUUUGUGAAUAUUACGUAUUUUCUAAUUAAAUUUUACUUGCAAUGUGAUUUUUACAUUAUAUGAACUUGUUUAAAAUGUCAAAUAUCAGUAUUUUUCUUACAACUUUAAUGUAUAAUGUACAUUGGUAUCUCACUGAAUGAAGAUUGAUUUUACAAAAUCAAGCUAGAUGUAGUUGUAUAUUAGUCUUAUAUUUUUACAGACUGGAAUAAUAAAUGGAUAUAGAAAUAAAAUUGUUU
Messenger RNA from Falco peregrinus (peregrine falcon), 5265 nucleotides. It is a transcript of the gene PARD6B, whose product is annotated as par-6 family cell polarity regulator beta. Gene Ontology annotation, cellular component: cell cortex; nucleus; apical plasma membrane. Gene Ontology annotation, biological process: centrosome cycle; regulation of cellular localization; establishment or maintenance of cell polarity. The transcript has 3 exons. Bases 257 to 1372 code for a protein of 371 amino acids. The record is from RefSeq and is a predicted model, not a curated record. NCBI's taxonomy places the organism in Eukaryota, Metazoa, Chordata, Aves, Falconiformes, Falconidae. Gene Ontology annotation, molecular function: protein kinase C binding.